AGUGUGUACUGAGAUCUUCAGAGAGGAGUUUGGGCUUCACCUGGGGAAGGUGUUCAGCUUCGUACAUCUGAGUGUUCAGGAGUUUCUGGCUGCUUUAUAUGCAUUUUUCUGCUUUAUUUUAAGAAAGAGAAAUUUGGGGCAAAGCACUGGACUUUUUAAUUUCUUCAGAAAUCCAAACAUGUCUGAUCUCCUCAGGAGUUCAGUGGACAAGGCCUUACAGAGUGAGCAUGGACACCUGGACCUGUUCCUCCGCUUCCUUAUGGGUCUCUCACUGGAGUCCAAUCAAACUCUUAUACAAGACUUAAUUCCACAGACAGGAAGCAGAUCUCAAAGCAAACCAGAAACAGUGAAGUACAUCAAGGAGAAGAUCAGGGAGAAUCCAUCGCCAGAGAAAUCCAUCAAUCUGUUCCACUGUCUGAAUGAACUGAAUGAUCAUUCUCUAGUGCAGGAAGUACAAACUUACCUGAACAGAGGAGGUGACAGUCGUCUCAGUGGAACCAGACUCUCUCCUGCUCAGUGGUCAGCUCUGGUGUUUGUGUUACUGACCUCAGAACAGGAGCUGGAUGUGUUUGAUUUGAGGAAAUAUGAUAGAUCACAUGAAGGUCUUCUGAGGCUGCUGCCAGUGGUCAAAGCCUCCAGAAAAGCUGUUCUGUGUCAGUGUAAUCUGACAAAGGAAAGCUGUAGACUUCUGUCCUCAGUUCUCAGCUCAAACUCCUCCAGUCUGAGAGAACUGGACCUGAGUAACAAUAAACUGCAGGAUUCAGGAGUGAAGCUGCUCUCUGUUGGACUGAAGAAUCCACACUGUACACUGGAGAAACUGAGUCUGCACCUCUGUGAUCUGACAAAGGAAAGCUGUAGACUUCUGUCCUCAGUUCUCAGCUCAAACUCCUCCAGUCUGAGAGAACUGAACCUGAGUAACAAUAAGCUGCAGGAUUCAGGAGUGAAGCUGCUCUCUGAUGGACUCAAGAAUCCACACAGUACACUGGAGAUACUGAGUCUGUGUGACAGUAAACUGACAAAGGAAAGCUGUAGACUUCUGUCCUCAGUUCUCAGCUCAAACUCCUCCAGUCUGAGAGAACUGAACCUGAGUAACAAUAAACUGCAGGAUUCAGGAGUAAAGCUGCUCUCUGAUAGACUGAAGAAUCCAUACUGUACACUGGAGAUACUGAGAACUGGAUAUGAGGAAUAA
This is a messenger RNA of Tachysurus fulvidraco (yellow catfish), 1189 nucleotides long. Its product is annotated as NACHT, LRR and PYD domains-containing protein 3-like. NCBI's taxonomy places the organism in Eukaryota, Metazoa, Chordata, Actinopteri, Siluriformes, Bagridae. Gene Ontology annotation, molecular function: protein binding. The record is from RefSeq and is a predicted model, not a curated record. The coding region runs from base 179 to 1189 and encodes 336 amino acids. The transcript has 5 exons.